CAGCACGGCUUUUCCAAUAAGUCAAUCGGCUGAUCUGCUUUUUCGAUAUUUUACUUGUUUCUAGAAGAUUGAGAAGAAAAUUUGCAGUUUUUAUUUAAAUUAAAAUCAAACAUUGAAAAAUAAUAGAAACGUUGAAAAUAUAUUAUAUACAAAAUGAACUGGUAUAAAGGUAACAUUGCAGAGGCAGUUGCUGAAUCGAAGGCGAAGAAUGCAAUUUUCGUUGUUUAUGUCGAAGGAAAAAAUGAAUCAACAACAAAACUUUCGAAUUUCCUUAAUGAUGAAAAAGUUCGAAGAAUGUUGGAAUCUGACGAUUUUGUUGCCAUAAAAAUCGAAAGCGAUAGCCAAUCAUAUAUGCAGUUUGCAACCAUUUAUCAAGUAGUGCCGGUGCCCUCAAUUUUUUUCAUUGGAAAGUCUGGUACACCUCUUGAAAUUGGAACCGGCAUUAUUGCAUCAGUAGAGGAACUGGAAGAGAAAAUUAAUAAAGUUCUCAUUGCUUCCGGUCGGAGUACACCGUCUGUGUCAUCUUCGACUUCUUUAAUCGAAGCUGAGCAAAAAGCUCAAAGUGCAACUACUGUCAACAAUGUAAAGAGGACCACAAGAGAAGCAGACGAAGCGCUUCCUGUGUCACUCUCCAGUACAGACCAUUCUAUAAACAAGUCAGAUACAGAAGUAGUUGAUGAGGUAAAGCAGGCAGAACGGGAUGAAAUUGUGUGUGACGGUGACGUUUGUUACAAGAAACCGAAAGCGGGGAAAGAAAUCACUGUUGCGAACAAGGAAACCGAAAUGUCCACUAAUCAAGCUGAGCAAAAUGAAGCAACUGCUAAUGCACGAUUGGAAGAGACCAGACAAAAAAUGGAAGAACUAAGAAGAAAACGUAUUGAGGAAGAAAAACAGUUGGAGAAAGAACGCGAGCUUAAGCGUAGGCAAGAAGGAAAAGUUAUGCAAAAUUUGCAACAAUGGCAGCGUGAACAAGAAUUAAAAGAACUAAAGGAAAACAUUCGGCGUGAGAAACUCGAGGAGAUGGCGGCUCGCGAAAGGAUAAGGGCACAAAUAGCCGCAGAUCGAGCUGAACGCGCUCAAAAGUUUUCAAUAUCCGGUGAUGCAACAGCGUCCACCGCAAAUGUAGACACUCCAAAUGCAGAGUCUGGAGCUAGUAGUGGUGGUGGCCCUAUCAUUGCUCCUGACAGCACACGAAUACAAUUUCGUUUUCCGAGUGGUAACACUGCAACACAUGUCUUUAAUUGCCAGGAUACGCUUAACAAACUACGCGAGUAUGUGCGUAUAGAAUUACUGCCAGGCACAGGCAUAAAGAACUUUACGUUAGCUACAACAUACCCAAAACAAGAACUGAAUGUCGAGAACGAUGAUCAAACCCUGGCCGAAUUGAGUCUUUUUCCUAGUGCAGUCAUAUUGAUCAUUGGAAAGGAGAGUACAAGUAGUCCAGCAGCUAUUAUUGCCCGUUCUGGUGGGCUUUUGAAUAUUUUUACCACUUUAGUGAUGUCUAUACUUUCUCCGGUGUUUUCCAUUUUCGGCUACUUCAAGAAUAUUGCUACAGGUGGUAGACGGGGAAAUGAUACCGAUGCUGGUAGUAAUAUUGGUGCAACUAAGAGAGCAAACGAUGGCAAUGGAGCGGCACAUGAAGAUGCCGCAAAACGUCGGAAUAUGGAGCGUUUUGGAGGUGGUACUAUUGCAGGUGCUGCCUUAGGUAACAGUGCGUCUACUUCAGCCGACGCUGCUACAGAACAAGGGGAAACAAAACCCUAUCGUCGUUAUGGCGGUUCAAAUAUUCAUCGCUUGACAGAUCAUAAAGAUUCAGAUGACGAAAAUGCGACAUGGAAUGGUAAUUCCACACAGCAACAAUAGAUGAGAACAAACAAAUUUAUAUUAGUGUAGGACCUAUUCAUAAUUUAAAUAACUAUUAUCUUUUCUCUUCAUAAAACAUAUUAUACGCAUGCCGUUCAACAAAUAUUUUGGAGAUAUGGUCCAUGUACUCUAUUCCUUGAAUGUGGUUUUAAUAUAUUAAUUUCCUCCUCGAAAGCAUCGGAGUAAAAGCUAA
Molecule: messenger RNA, 2056 nt
Organism: Anastrepha obliqua
Lineage: Eukaryota; Metazoa; Arthropoda; Insecta; Diptera; Tephritidae
Product: UBX domain-containing protein 4
Exons: 5
Coding region: 154-1863 (569 amino acids)
Molecular function (GO): protein binding
Source: RefSeq, a predicted model, not a curated record